GCCACCAUAGAUAGCACAACGACUGCAAAAUAUUUACCGGUUACAAACCGUUAAGGCUCAGUAUUUAAAGUAGUGACUUCUCUCUGUAUAUUUUAAUGUGAUUAUUUGUAACUUAUAUAUUCGUCAUAUUGCAUCACGUGUGCAUUUUUUCAAAGCCAUACUACCGGGGUUAGAGUUCAGUAAAUACUGAUGAUGUCAUCGUCUGAAGAUGGCUGAAGGAGAAGGAUGGUGGGGAGGCUGGCUUCAGCAGAGCUUCCAGGCCGUCAAAGAGAAGUCAUCUGAGGCCUUGGAAUUCCUAAAGCGAGACCUGACAGAGUUCUCUACUGUUGUGCAACAAGAUACAGCCUGCUCUAUUGUGGCUACGGCCACAGCUGUCAGAAACAAGCUCGCAGUGGAAGGUUCCUCUGAGACCACAGAAAAGGUGAAGAAGAGCCUCUCUAGUUUCUUAGGGGUGAUAUCAGAUACGCUUGCUCCACCCCCUGAUAAAACCAUCGACUGUGAUGUAAUCACAUUGGUGGCAACUCCAGCAGGAACUACAGAAGUCUAUGACAGUUCUAAGGCACGUCUCUACAGCUUGCAAGCUGACCCAGCAACAUACUGCAACGAACCUGAUGGUCCCCCAGAGCAGUUUGACAACUGGCUGUCCAGCUUUAAUUUGGAAGAUAAGAAAGGAGAAAUCUCAGAGCUUUUGGUCAGCAGUCCCUCUAUAAGAGCCCUUUACACUAAAAUGGUACCAGCAGCUGUAGCCCAUUCAGAAUUCUGGCAGAGGUAUUUCUACAAAGUCUUCCAGCUGGACCAGGAGGAGGCAAGGAGAGUGGCGCUGAAGCAAAGGGCAGAACAGACUACACACACAGAGACGCUGGGCUGGGAGGAGGAGGAGGAGGAGGAUGACUUCCUUGGUGCCACGUCAUCAUCUCAUCUCAACUUUGCACCCCAGUUGGACAGCAGCUCGACCCAGCUGCCCACGACUUUGACAGGAACAGGAACGACUGUGCUGAGCCCCGUGCUGUCUCCCAGCGAAGAGCGUGACGCCACCCUCUCGGUCAGCAGCGACAGCGUCAGCCUGCCAACGCAGGUGGAAGUGCGGUCAGAGCCUGUUGUUGUAGAGCUGGCCAAGACACUGACAGAAGCUAGUUUGGAAGAUGUAGCAGUCAAGAUGCAAGAUGAUCGAAGGUGUGGAAAGAGUGACUUAACUGUUGAGGCUCAAGUGGAAGCUGUAACCCAGCCAGAGGUCACUGUUGAUGGAGCAUCACUGCAGGCUUCUGCCCCCAACUCUAAACCAGAAGCAGCAAAGGAGGAGGGGCCGCAGGACCUGAGAGUGUUUGAGCUUAAUUCUGACAGUGGGAAGUCUACGCCCUCUAACAAUGGCAAGAAAGGGUCCAGCACCGAUGUGAGUGAGGACUGGGAGAAAGACUUUGACCUGGACAUGACAGAAGAAGAAGUCCAGAUGGCACUAUCUAAAAUAGAAGCUUCUGGAGAGAUGGACGAAGACUGGGAGAACUGGGACUGAGAGCCACUGCGGCAUGAACUCUGUCCCGCCAUUAAAGCUAGUUCUCAGCAGACGAACCAUGCUUGAUGUGUUUUAACUCUUUGUCCACACUGUCACCAUGUCAUGAUUGUCAGUAGGGGAUUUUCCACCGGGUUUGGACCAUAUUGGUAAACCUGUUGAAAAGCGCAAUGGGAAGACCUAGGCAAUAAGAAUUCGACUGCUCUCUUGGCUGUCAGUUUAGUGCAGAUAGGCCACUAGUGAGCGUAACGACUCGGGUCUUGGCUACUUCUUAGAGUAACUUCUGACUUAUAGAGCACACGCCAAUAGUGAGAGACAGAUUCUGAAAUCUUUCUGACCUUUAAAGCUUAAGGACAAAGUGACAAGUCAGAAUAUGGAAGGUUUCACUGCAGCAGGGGAUGAGCUGUUUUUUUCCCUUUUCUUUAUGCCAUUAAGUACUUCAUGUAUGUUGCAAGUAUAUUUCAAGCUGGGCAAUGAUGUAACUGCAGGCUGCAAAAUAGCCAUAAACUCUAAUGCUGCUUGUCACCUUUCCAGGAUGAAAUACUCGCAAGUGAUUUUUGAAUGGUGAUGAUUGAUUGAUAUAAUUCUACCUUUGCCCCCUUAUUUCUCAUCUUUAUUAUGCAAGUGAAUCUUCAAAAUGAGAAAAAGUAUGUUGGCCUUUGUUUAUUGAGCAUUUUUCAUUUUGGAUUCACCCCCAACUCUAGAUAUAUGGCCUUGUAAAACACACAGUAGUGUGAUAAUGUUCUGCAAAUGUUUUUGUUUGUAGUCAGUCAUCUGAAACACAGUUCUUCCCCCUCUCUAUAUGUGUAACUUUCUGUCACUUCAGUGUUUCACUUCUUUGAGUUGUUCAUCUGUUGAUCUUAAUCGGGUAGAGGGACAUUAAUUAUCACUCACUAAGUCACAUUUGACUUAAUAAAGAGAACUCAAACUGGUCCUGGUGUCAUGAUACCGGAUUCUUUGGCUCUAAGUUAAGAACAGCUUCUCUUGUUAUUUACUUGCAUAGGAGAAUGUGACAAAUCUGUGAAGUUUGAAGUUUCUCUGCUGGUCUGUAUUGGAAAUGAAAUAGCUCAGCAGGCAGAGUGCCAAGUAGACCAAAAGUAGACCAAGGAGCAACGUGAGCACGCUCCAUGCUUUCCUGAUUUCCUUUUCCAUCAUCUGUAAUGUAACUGAGAGAAAAUAAUCCUAGAGGUGUAAUAUUUAUACUAAAUGCUUAAUUAUUGUAUUAUGUGCUUUGGAUUGCAUGUUAGUGCAAUAACAUGCAAAACAUUGUGCAGAUGGUUACUGUUGAGUUGUAUGUAUUCUGGCUGUUCUUCAGGUUUUUGUGUUCUGACGAUGUGUUGCAUGUCUAUAAUUCUCGGCUGUGUAUUCCCGUCAGAUUGACACUUUGAGCUAAUCAAAGCUGUCAAGUUCCUUUUUUUUUUUUUUAAGUCAAGUAUUUCACUAUAUUUUUCAAAUGAUCAUUGUCAUUAAAAGACUCAUGGCUAAUGGA
Scatophagus argus is the source of this 2996-nucleotide messenger RNA. It is a transcript of the gene bsdc1, whose product is annotated as BSD domain containing 1. NCBI's taxonomy places the organism in Eukaryota, Metazoa, Chordata, Actinopteri, Scatophagidae. The record is from RefSeq and is a predicted model, not a curated record. The coding region runs from base 209 to 1510 and encodes 433 amino acids. Gene Ontology annotation, cellular component: cytoplasm. The transcript is spliced from 11 exons.